GACUCAGGCGAAUCAGUGAGCGAGUCUCUCUGCCAUUUGCGCGUCAGUACGCGGCAGUAGUGUUACCCGGAUUCUCAGUGUGGUUAAACGUGUGCAGAGGACGCAACAUUUUUAAGUGUAUUCUUCAAAAGAGUGUUUCGCAUACUUUAAUUAUCCGAUCACCAUGGCCGAUACCGAAGUCGAUACCAAGGAAACCAAGAUCGCUGCUUCUCCCGAGAAGAAAGUAGUCGAGGAGGAGAAGAAAGUCGUAGAGGAGGUCGACGAGGACUCCAAGGCAUCGGAGAAUGGAGAUGCAAAGGAAGCCAAAGAGAAUGGCUCCAGCGAAGAGAAAGAAUCCGACGAAAAGGAGGCAGAAUCCACCGAAAACGGUGACUCCACAGAUGCCCCUGCUGAUGCCUGUUGCAUAAAGAGGAAAUCAACGGCAGGAGCUGAUGCGGCUGACGGUGCACCUGCAGAUGGUGCAAGUCCGGAAAAGAAAGCGAAACUUGAGGAGAAACCUGCUGAAGCUGAGAGCAACGGUGAUGCCGAAGCCGCGGCCUAAUACUUUUCCAUCUUCGCUAUUCUUCAUAAAGUCCCAAUCUUUUAAAUGCAGUUUUACCAUCUGAGCGUAAAAGCAGAACACAACAUAAUCAACUGUGUGCGCCGUCAGUAAGAACGAGUGUCGAUGGCAAAACUCUGAUAUUGUUUACUAUUGCGUUUUUCGUGUUGAGAGUGAGCGUGUGUAUGUUCGUUACAACUCGCGUGUGACAGCCUCUAGCGAGGGUGCUACUCUAUCAUUAACAUUGCACCUGCGUACAAUAGCGUCAUCAUAAAAACUAAUUCGCUCCUUCCCAUCCCCGUAUCGCAUAACGACAAAUACCUACGGGUUACACAAUACUUAUGUAGAGAUAAAUUAACGAGGUGUAAUAGUGACGGACACACAAAGAAAUGGUAGAAUUACAGAAACGGAGAUACACGUGACACACAACACACACAUAAACACCUACCUACUGUUAUAUCUUUAAAUUAAGGUUAAUACGAGUAAUAUUAGAAAUAUGGUAUUUGUAACUCGGAGAGGCGGAGGAACCAAAAGCGGCGUACUGAUUACUGCCUAGGAAAAUAGAAGUAACUUUUUUUAUUUCCUUGGGAGACCUGCAGGCGCCACUGUACAACUCCUCUGAGGUACGGAUAUAUUUGACGAUAGAUGAUUUCAACACGAUAUCAGAGACAAAAGAGAACUUAUUUUUCUGAGGUAAAAUACAUUCCUGCGACACGAUUUGGCCAUACCAGGUGACCUACUCACUAUGACAACUGUUUAAGGCAUACUCUUCUAUUUAUACGACGUUGACCCUGUGAGUAUUGUUUCGCCGAUAUGAUUAUAUGUGUAUGUACAAUGUUCGUGUAAGAUCUGGUUUUCUUAAAUAAUCCUUUUUAUUAAUAUUAUCAAAUGCCAAUGCAAGUAAAAAAAUAAGUACCGUUGCGAGGUUUUGGAAACCAGUCGUUUGAUUUUUACUGAGGAAUCAGACGAUAUGUGUAUUUGUCCAACGAAAUUUGUACGACAACAGUUAUAUGAAAACUUCAAAUAUAUCUGGGCCAAAAAUACUUAA
Cephus cinctus (wheat stem sawfly) is the source of this 1586-nucleotide messenger RNA. RefSeq lists its product as uncharacterized. The transcript is spliced from 3 exons. The coding region runs from base 164 to 541 and encodes 125 amino acids. The record is from RefSeq and is a predicted model, not a curated record. NCBI's taxonomy places the organism in Eukaryota, Metazoa, Arthropoda, Insecta, Hymenoptera, Cephidae.